CAACGAGAAUGGCUAUUACGACGUCGACGUCGACAGCGACAUCGACGUUGACGUUAAUGUUCUCUGGCGAUGAUGUGAGCAAAGACACUUGCUGUUAAAUGCGAAUCGAAGAAGAUUUGUGAAAAACAUAAUUGUAAAAAAUUCUUUCCCAUCAAAAAAACAACUCUCAUUAAUUCCCAAAAUUCACUGUGAAAAACUCGUUAACAUUCGUAAAAAGAAGUUAAAAUAAUACAAAAAUUGCUCAUACAUAUUUGCAAAAGCUGUUUAAAUGAAGUAAAAUAGUGAAAAGUGGUGAAUGGUGCUCAAUGCCUUUGAAUGAAAGAAAAGGGAGAGAAAAAUUGAAAGGCGGAUCCGGGAAAUGCGAAAAAAUCGAUGACGUUGUUUAAAUUAAAUAUCGUAGUUAAGACUGUGUGGAAAAUAGUUUCAAUAUCAAAAGUGGAUUUCGGUGGGCGUGAUUAGUUAAAAAAUGGUUUCGUGUUGUUGGCAAACAUGUGUGGUAUGAUUGGCACCUGUCAGAUACGCUCUGCUAUUGUAGAUGCUGCUGCAUUCUUAAAUUUGUACCGACAUAAAUAUGUGUAUGUAUGUAAAUAUGUACCGACAAAUAUAUGCACACACGCAUUAGCCUGUAGGAAAAUAAAUUUGACGUCUACUUGCGGGUCUACUAUGGGAGGAAAAGCUUUACCUUCCAUAAAAUUGUUUAAAUACAGAAGGCUUAAAUCAAUAAUCCUAUUUGCUAUGAGAAAAGGUCUUUAACUGCAUUCAAAACGGUACUUUUUUUGCUGAACAAUCAGAGCAAUUAAAUAAAACUAAGGAAGUAACAAACUGUGCUGAAAUUGUUGUAUGUUGUCACGUAUGUAGGUGGUCAUAAUGAAUUCGCUUGAGGAAGCUGAAGUAGAAAUUCGGGUUUGAGAAAAAUUUCAAUUUAUUAUAUAUAUUUAUAUAUUUAUUACAAAAAUAAAAAGUAAAGUAAAUACAUUUCUGAUAAUAAACGUCAGAGUAGCGCAGACGAUGGGGAAAGGGAGCAUAAGUUGUUGCAACAGUUGCAGAUGGGCAUUUUCUGCAAAAAACAACGCGUUAAUAUGUAAUCAAAUGCGUGAAUGUAUACACCAUAUGGACAUGUACAUACAUACAUAUGUAUAUAUGUACAUACAUACAUAAGAGUGCAGAAAAUAUGUAUGUAAAGAAAUGCCGUCGCUGCACGCGUUUGCCAUCAGAAAAAAGAUAAUGAAAAAAAGUAAAGAGUUACGGCAAAAACCUGUUGGCAUUUUUCAUUACAUUUGUUGUUUUUGUGCAUUUAACUUGUGUAAUUGGGCUUAGCCUCCAGCGCUUGCGAAACGGAUUUUCAGUAGGUACACGAAUGAAGUGGAAUUGAAGUGUUUUUCUAUUUGCUUAUUUUGUUGCAGCAAUAAAAAAGGACGGUAAACAACAAAAACGAAAAUAUAUGUACAUACAUAUGUACAUACAUACAAACAAAGAUAUUAACAAAUAAAAGGAAAACAAAUACAUUUUAAGAAAAUUACUAAAUAUCACAAGAGCUGUGCAACCGUCAAAACAAAACACAAUGACGCGUCUCACCGAGGAAAUGGUCAUUGCCCGCUCAAAGCAAUCCGAUUUGGGGUCCAUCAAAAAACUCAACUGCUGGGGAAGUGAUCUCAGCGACGUCUCCAUAAUUAAAAGAAUGCGUGGUGUUGAGGUUUUGGCGCUGAGCGUCAACAAAAUUACCACAUUGCAACCAUUUGAAGACUGCCACAAACUUCAGGAAUUAUAUUUGCGUAAAAACAACAUACAGGAUAUUAAUGAAAUCGCUUAUCUGCAAAGCUUGCCUGCUCUCAAAUAUUUAUGGCUGGAGGAGAAUCCGUGCUGUGAUCGGGUUGGGCCCAAUUACCGCCAAACAGUGCUUCGCGCCCUGCCAAAUCUGAAGAAGUUGGAUAAUGUUGAGGUGACACAGGAGGAGCUCGAUGAGGCUUUGCGUGGUGGCGGCGGCGGCAGCGGCAGUGGUUCCGGCGGGACGCGGGAAGAGGAGGACGUGUACGAGGAUAGCUAUGCGCAACAACAGCCAACACAGCGUUAUGAACAGCCCUCACCUCCUCAGCAGCAGCAACAACAACAACAACAACAGCUGCAGCAGCAAUCACAACAACAUCAGUACCCGCCACAACACAGACAACAACAACAACAACAAGCGGCGUCACAGUACCAACAUAAUUCGUCACCGCAACAAUAUCAGCAGCGCCGCAGUUCGAGUCCAAUGAAAGAGCCCUCGCAACAAAACAGUCCGGCAAAUACAGAGGAAAGCGCCAGCGAGCCGAGCAAAAGCAAUGAGGUAUCGAAACCAGCCUCACCCGCACAGGUAUUUCGUGCUCCCAACUGCAUUCAUGAGCCAGUUGCUGCGCAUACACCUUCACCGAAAUAUAAUUCAUACACGAACGUGAAUCGGUUGUCCUAUCAUCAAAAUGAUCGCUCUCCGGGCUCGGAUCAGGAUAGUCCGCAUGUUGGGUACCGGGAGCGUGCGCCUAUCCCACCUAGCAUAUCUACACAAUCGAUGAAGGAAUACUACCAGUCUGACCGUCCGUCAUAUCCUGCCCAUUACCGUCAUAGCCAAACCGAUUUGACUGAGUGGGAGGAACAGCAGCAGCACAAUCAAUUUGGCAGCACUGCUGCAUUGCAUCAUGCCGGCAGUGGUGGUCCGCGUCGAAGUGAGGUCAGUGACCGUUAUGCUUAUCGGAAUGGCAGCGCGCGUGAAAAUGGCGGCGAUUGGGAUGACGCGGAGCGACCGCGAGCCAGGCGGCCCGAUGGACGUUACAGUGACUCAGCUAGCACCGUUUCAACAGCUGUACUUAAUCAUUAUUCGGGCUAUCAUAGGCGCCCCAUAAAUCGGAGUUCGAAUUUGCUAUCGGCAACUUUGUGUCUCGUCAAAGAGCUGGACUACCCGAGCUUAGAGGUGGUGGAGCACGCCGUGCGUUGUCGCAUCGAUGAACUGUCGGCAGACUGAUGAUGAAUGCGCCGCAUGCCGUCCUGUUGAGGAAUGCGGCGGCAACCGUGAGACGGACACGCUGUACAGUUGCCAGUGUCACUUCGAACACACAAAAAAAAACAAAAAAAAAAAAAAAACUAAAAGAACUGAAGUACGGUCUAACAGUUUGGGUGGUGCGAAUGAAAUUGACAAUGAACGCUCUGGAUACUCACUUACGAAUUGGUGGAAGCAUAUCACCACAAAUUGGCUACGAAUAUUAAUUUUACGCAACAAAUUUCUUGCAAUUAAAUAACUAAGUUUAGUAACAUAAAUACAUACACUUCGGUUGAAUGUUUUUUUUUUUUUUAACUUAUAGAUAAAUGAAGCUAUUAAUGAAAUUAAUUAUUUUUUAACGAACUAGCAUCGAUCGGUUAAUACUCGUUGUAAUAGAAAAAUGUUUAAUUUUUAACCGAGGUGCAAUGAAACGAAACAAAUGGAAAAUUACAGAAUUGAAUAAGAAAGGCGCUGACGAAAGAAUAUAUACAUACAUACAAUAAUGGAUGAAAACAGAAUAGGAUCUUAGAAUUCAAAUUAAGAACAAAAAAAAACAAAGAAAAUGAAAAAACAAGGAACAAUGCAUGAAACAGACUUGCCAAUCACACACACAGAUAUAUAAAUAAAUUUAAAUAGCAAUAACUUUUAUAUACAGACAGACAUAUGUAAAUGUAAAUCUUACCUACAA
Rhagoletis zephyria (snowberry fruit fly) is the source of this 3695-nucleotide messenger RNA. RefSeq names its product mediator of RNA polymerase II transcription subunit 15-like. Gene Ontology annotation, biological process: cytoskeleton organization. The record is from RefSeq and is a predicted model, not a curated record. Lineage: Eukaryota; Metazoa; Arthropoda; Insecta; Diptera; Tephritidae. Gene Ontology annotation, molecular function: protein binding.